AUGGUUCAAGCUAUUCGAGGUCUUCUUGCGCUGCUGCCGUUCGCGGUGCUUCUGCUCGCCACGCUGCAAACCGUCACGGCAGCUCCUUCCGAGGCUCGUCCUGCCUCGACCUUCUCCCAGGCGAUGCGCCGCCGUCGCGCUCUGGCCGCUCGUCAGGAUCUCGUCCCGCGCGCCACGCCCGACGAGAUCGAGCGUGCUUUUGAGAUUCUCAAGCGCUCGCAGUUCUGGAGCGCCGACCUCCAGAAGCGCGCCGCAUCCACUGCUGGCAAGUCGGGCAACAACCAGUGGACUGUCAACGAUGACGAUCAGAGCAUCUGCUUCUGCGUCAACCGCAACGCUGCUGGUGCUGCCGCAUCGGCUCCCGCCGCCUCUGCCCCCGCGUCAUCGGGCUCGUCUUCGGACUCGUCCUCGGGUGCCUCCUCGGGUGGUGCCUCCUCGGGCGCUUCCGCGGGUGCGUCUUCGGGCGCCUCGUCCGGUGCCAAGUCCGGAUCGUACUCGUCGUCUGGGUCCAGCUCGGGCUCGUACGCCGCCUCGGGCUCUAGCUCGGGCUCUGUCUCCCACUCUGGCUCGGGCUCCUCGUCUGGCUCUGGCUCCUCGUCUGGUUCCUCGUCCGGCUCCGGCUCUAGCUCCGGUUCUGGCUCCGGUUCGUCGUCGGGCUCCGGCUCUUCGUCCGGCUCUGGUUCGGGCUCCGGAUACAACCCGACGUACGUGUACAACAACUCGUACGACAACUCCAAGUCCGAGUCGGUGACGAACAACAACACGACCAACAUCGACCAGUCUACGCACGACUCGCACGACACGUACAACACCAACCAGACGACGACGAACAACAACAUCGAGCAGACGAACAUCGCAGGUGACCAGAACAACACGCAGAACAACGUGCACCAGACGAACGUCGCGGGCGAUCAGAGCAACACGCAGAACAACACGCAGAACAACAUCGAGCAGACGAACAACACCGACAACUCGAGCCACACGUACAACGAUAGCUCGACCACCAACGUGGACAAGUCCAAGAACUACCAGGACAACUCGCAGACCGACAGCAACAACGUCGACAACUCGCAGACCAACAGCAACAAUGUUGACAAGUCCCAGACGGACAGCAACAACACCGACCAGUCGCAGCAUUCGACCACUACGACCACUACAAACGAGGGUGGUGCGGGUGGUGAGGGUGGGAACAAGAACACGGGCAUCGAUGCAAGUGGCAGCAAGGCUAAUGUCUGCAUCCUCGCCUCGUGCAAGUAA
Molecule: messenger RNA, 1257 nt
Organism: Moesziomyces antarcticus
Lineage: Eukaryota; Fungi; Basidiomycota; Ustilaginomycetes; Ustilaginales; Ustilaginaceae
Exons: 1
Coding region: 1-1257 (418 amino acids)
Source: RefSeq, a predicted model, not a curated record